Plodia interpunctella (Indianmeal moth) is the source of this 654-nucleotide messenger RNA. Its product is annotated as endocuticle structural glycoprotein SgAbd-5-like. NCBI's taxonomy places the organism in Eukaryota, Metazoa, Arthropoda, Insecta, Lepidoptera, Pyralidae. The transcript has 3 exons. The record is from RefSeq and is a predicted model, not a curated record. The coding region runs from base 106 to 465 and encodes 119 amino acids.
UUUCGAUAUCGCGCUUGCAAAUGUAAAAACUCGAUGUAAUGGGUCAGAUCGGCACAUUCUAAACAUAAAAAGGGAUGGUGCUAUCUGCUGCGUGAUGAUGGACAAAUGACAGUUUGCCUAACAAUUUCAAAGUUGUUGUGUCUCUGUUUGGUACUGGUGCUAUCUUCAACUCAAGGAGGUCCUCUAGCUCGACUCUUGGAAAAUUAUUUUUCCAAUGAUGGUUCAGGAAAUUACGAGUUUUGGUUCAAACAAUCGGACAACAUCUACAGAUGGCAGAAAGGAGAAUUGAGAUAUCUUGCUGAUCAACCAUUCAUACACGUGACGGGUGGUUUCGCGUAUAUGAACGACGAUGACCAAAUAUUGCGGGUUACCAACUUUGUGGCUGACGAAAAUGGUUACCAACCGGAGGAAAGUGAAGGCCCAGGAGGUAUUCCUGGACGACUUGGUGCCGGAGCUGUGGGCUAAUCAUCUUUGCAUCAGUCUUUAAAAAUAGCCUAUGUAAAGUUCUCACAAAAAAAAUACUCAAAAUUAUCUAAGUCAUUACUUAUAGGGUCAAGAUUUUUGAAAAUAUUUCUUUUUUGUUUUAUGUCGUUAUGUCGUGCCAAUGUGAGAUUAAAGUUAAGAAGAUAUAUGAUUUCAAUAGUUUGAUAAAAC